Lodderomyces orthopsilosis Co 90-125 is the source of this 1281-nucleotide messenger RNA. RefSeq lists its product as uncharacterized. Gene Ontology annotation, molecular function: mRNA binding. Gene Ontology annotation, cellular component: cytoplasmic stress granule. Gene Ontology annotation, biological process: nuclear-transcribed mRNA catabolic process, nonsense-mediated decay; regulation of mRNA stability; cytoplasmic stress granule assembly. The record is from RefSeq and is a predicted model, not a curated record. The coding region runs from base 1 to 1281 and encodes 426 amino acids. Lineage: Eukaryota; Fungi; Ascomycota; Pichiomycetes; Serinales; Debaryomycetaceae. The transcript has a single exon.
AUGUCAGAAAACGAGCAAAUAGAGGCGGCACAAACUAGCCCAGAUCAACGAACUGAAACCAAUGAACAGGAAAACAAGAUGACUCAAGAGGAUGUAAAAGAGGAUGUAAAAGAGGAAUCAACUACGCCAGUUACCCCUGCUUCUGCCACUGAAGGUGGACGUGAAACAUCCAACAAGAUUUUAUAUGUGGGAAACUUGCCCAAAUCGGCGUCGGAAGAGCAAAUUAGUAAACUAUUUUCCGUUUCCAAACCAAUUAAAUCGAUCAAGUUGUUGAAUGACAAGAACAAGCUUGGCUUUAAUUAUGCAUUUAUUGAAUUUGAUGAAAAUCAGGAUGCCGAUAUGGCAUUGAGUACUUUAAAUGGAAAAUUACUCAACAAUUGUGAAAUCAAGGUCAAUUGGGCGUAUCAGUCUGCUACAAUAGCAAGUAAUAGUACUCCAGAGGACCCUACGUAUAAUGUUUUUGUUGGAGAUUUGAGCUCUGAGGUCAAUGACGAAGCAUUAAAGAAAGCGUUUAACAAAUUCGAUUCCUUCAAAGAGGCGCAUGUUAUGUGGGAUAUGCAAACUUCACGGUCUCGAGGCUAUGGGUUUGUAACAUUUGGCAAGCAAGAAGACGCUGAAUUGGCCCUUCAAACGAUGAAUGGCGAAUGGUUAGGUGGUAGAGCCAUUAGAUGUAAUUGGGCAGCACACAAACAAUCAAACAAUCGAGACUACGCUAACUCUCAUGGAUUGAGGAAUCACAACCGUUAUAACCAUCGACAAUUUAGACCGUACAAUGGAAAAAAUUUCAACACUUAUCAUAGUAAUCAAUACUCAAGCAAUGGCCUGCAACAUAUAGCCCCAGGGUUAAUAAUACCAGAGUUGAAUUUGUCGAAUGGAAGCUUGCCAUUAGGAUCACAACAAAUUGUCAAUUCCCCACCAAAUGGCCUCAACGGAAAUGCUCAACAAACGGGAAACAUAACAGUAAUGUCACCACAGUCAUACGACAUUGUAUUAAGGCAGACACCCUCAUGGCAAACUACAGUUUACUUAGGAAAUAUUGCUCAUGUUACACAACAACAAGAAAUGAUUCCCUUGUUGCAAAAUUUCGGAUUCAUAGUAGAUUUUAAAUUUCACCCAGAAAAAGGAUGUGCAUUUGUGAAAUAUGAUUCACAUGAGAGAGCUGCUUUAGCAAUUAUUCAACUAGCUGGGUUCAACUUGAAUGGUAGACCUUUGAAAUGUGGAUGGGGUAAGGAGAGACCACCUCAGUAUCAAAAUAGAGCCACGAGUUAUCAAGGUCGGUAA